GCUCUCUGGGGCUGCGCUGCCUGGACAGAGAGAUUUCUUCUCCGUUUGAAUACCCUCCUGUCUUCUUUCUCUAUCCCUCAGCUACCCCCUCUGAAGGUGCAAGUGUGAGAGUCUUUCUGAAUGCCAGAAAUUUCUUUUGCACUGUGUGGGCAGGAGACAGAUUUUUUUUUCCUCCCUCCGUCCCCCGAACUGUCUCUUUUUUUCAUUUAUUAAUUUUGUUUUCUUUCCCUCCCCUGCGUCUCUUUUUGUAGACUUUACCUUCUUUUCCCCUCAAUUUCACCACCUCUCCUACCCCACUUUCUCUUCGUCCCUCGGUCUCCCUCUCUCAGUUCCCCUCCCCCCACCCUUUUGCUCUUUUAAAACAAUUCAAUGAUGCCUCGGGAUUACUAGCACGCCCUCCUUCAGCUGAGCGCGGGACUCUGCAUUAAUUCAAGAGCAAUGUUCUGUGAUGGUGCCCGAGAUGCGUGGAGUGAGCCCAGGCCGAAGGCUGCCCGAGCCUGCCCUGUGCCCGGCUACGGGAGGGAGCCCUGAGCCUGGGGCUGCUGGCCGGCGUCGCCACGUCCUGGCCCUGCCCGAGGAGGAGGCAUGGCGGCCACAGCAGUGUGCCCUGCUCGAGGCCGAUGCCUCCGACGAGGUGGGCAUGCUGCCUGCCUCCCCGCGCUCUGCGAUGGCCGGCUUCGACAACUUCUUCCCAGUGCAGGAGGGCGAGGGCCCGGGCUGGGAGGGCAGCUCCACGCUGGAUGCAGGCUCCAGCACCUUCCUCCCUGUGAGCCCGGAGGUCAUGAAGCGGAGGCGUGGGGGCCUCAUCGAGCAGCGGGACAUCAUCAAGGCCCACGAGGCACACAAGAUGCAGAGCACCCCGCAAGCCCGAAGAAAGGAGUGGGAGAUGGCUCGCUUCGGGGAGGCGGUGGUCGUUGGCAGGCCGGGCUCAGGCGAUGGAGACUCGGACCAGAGCAGGAACCGGCAAGGAACCCCUGUACCGGCCUCGGGGACGGCAGCCGCCUACAAGCAGUCGAAAGCGCAGAGGGCGCGGACUAUGGCUUUGUACAACCCCAUUCCUGUCCGGCAGAACUGUUUCACGGUCAACAGAUCCCUGUUCAUCUUCGGAGAAGAUAACAUUGUCAGGAAAUACGCCAAGAAGCUCAUCGAUUGGCCGCCAUUUGAGUACAUGAUCCUGGCCACCAUCAUUGCCAACUGCAUCGUCUUGGCCCUGGAGCAGCAUCUUCCUGAGGAUGACAAGACCCCAAUGUCCCGAAGGCUGGAAAAGACAGAACCAUAUUUCAUUGGGAUCUUCUGCUUUGAAGCUGGGAUCAAAAUCGUGGCUCUAGGUUUCAUCUUCCAUAAGGGUUCAUACCUCCGCAAUGGCUGGAAUGUCAUGGACUUCAUCGUGGUCCUCAGUGGCAUCCUGGCCACUGCGGGAACCCACUUCAACACCCAUGUGGACUUGCGGACCCUCCGUGCUGUGCGUGUCCUGAGGCCCUUAAAGCUCGUGUCAGGAAUACCUAGCCUGCAGAUUGUGUUGAAGUCCAUCAUGAAGGCCAUGGUGCCUCUUCUGCAGAUUGGCCUUCUGCUCUUCUUUGCCAUCCUCAUGUUUGCCAUCAUUGGCUUGGAGUUCUACAGUGGCAAGUUACAUCGAGCAUGCUUCAUGAACAAUUCAGGUAUUCUAGAGGGAUUUGAUCCUCCCCACCCGUGUGGUGUGCAGGGCUGCCCAGCUGGAUACGAAUGCAAGGACUGGAUCGGCCCCAAUGACGGGAUCACCCAGUUUGACAACAUCCUUUUUGCUGUGCUGACUGUCUUCCAAUGCAUCACGAUGGAAGGGUGGACCACUGUGCUGUACAAUACCAAUGAUGCCUUAGGAGCCACCUGGAAUUGGCUGUACUUCAUCCCCCUCAUCAUCAUCGGAUCCUUCUUUGUUCUCAACCUUGUCCUGGGAGUGCUUUCAGGGGAAUUUGCCAAAGAAAGAGAGAGGGUGGAGAACCGGAGAGCGUUCAUGAAGCUGCGGCGCCAGCAACAGAUUGAGAGAGAGCUGAAUGGCUACCGUGCCUGGAUAGACAAAGCAGAGGAAGUCAUGCUUGCUGAAGAAAAUAAAAACGCUGGAACAUCAGCCUUGGAAGUGCUUCGAAGGGCAACCAUCAAAAGGAGCCGGACGGAGGCCAUGACCCGAGACUCCAGCGAUGAGCACUGCGUUGAUAUCUCUUCUGUGGGCACACCUCUUGCCAGAGCCAGUAUCAAGAGCACAAAGGUAGAUGGGGCCUCCUAUUUCCGGCACAAGGAACGGCUUCUGCGUAUCUCUAUCCGGCACAUGGUCAAAUCCCAGGUGUUUUACUGGAUUGUCUUGAGUGUUGUGGCUCUCAAUACUGCCUGUGUGGCCAUUGUUCAUCACAACCAACCCCAGUGGCUCACUCACCUCCUCUACUAUGCAGAAUUUUUGUUUCUGGGACUUUUUCUGUUGGAGAUGUCCCUGAAGAUGUAUGGCAUGGGGCCACGCCUUUAUUUUCAUUCCUCAUUCAACUGCUUCGAUUUUGGGGUCACAGUGGGCAGCAUCUUUGAGGUGGUCUGGGCAAUAUUCAGACCUGGUACAUCUUUUGGAAUCAGUGUCUUACGAGCUCUCCGACUCCUAAGGAUAUUUAAAAUAACCAAGUAUUGGGCAUCCCUCAGGAAUCUGGUUGUCUCCUUGAUGAGCUCCAUGAAGUCUAUCAUCAGCUUGCUCUUCCUCCUCUUCCUCUUCAUCGUUGUCUUCGCUCUCCUAGGAAUGCAGCUCUUUGGAGGCAGGUUUAACUUUAAUGAUGGGACUCCUUCAGCUAAUUUUGACACCUUCCCUGCAGCUAUCAUGACAGUGUUCCAGAUCCUGACGGGGGAAGACUGGAAUGAGGUGAUGUACAACGGCAUCCGCUCCCAGGGUGGGGUCAGCUCGGGCAUGUGGUCUGCCAUCUACUUCAUUGUGCUCACCUUGUUUGGAAACUACACACUGCUGAACGUAUUCUUGGCCAUCGCUGUGGACAAUCUGGCCAAUGCCCAGGAAUUGACCAAGGACGAACAGGAGGAGGAAGAAGCCUUCAACCAGAAACAUGCACUGCAGAAGGCCAAGGAGGUUAGCCCGAUGUCUGCACCCAACAUGCCUUCUAUUGAAAGAGACAGAAGGAGAAGACACCACAUGUCGAUGUGGGAGCCGCGCAGCAGCCACCUGAGGGAGCGGAGGCGCCGGCACCACAUGUCUGUAUGGGAACAACGCACCAGCCAGCUGAGGAGGCACAUGCAAAUGUCCAGUCAAGAAGCCCUCAACAAAGAGGAGGCCCCACCGAUGAACCCCCUCAAUCCACUCAAUCCACUGAGCCCUCUCAACCCACUCAAUGCUCACCCCAGCCUCUAUCGGAGACCCAGGCCCAUUGAGGGCCUAGCCCUGGGCCUGGGUCUUGAGAAGUGUGAAGAGGAGCGCAUUAGCCGCGGGGGUUCCCUCAAGGGCAGUGUAGGGGCCCUGACCAGUGCCCUGGACAACCAGAGGAGCCCCUUGUCCUUGGGAAAACGGGAGCCACCAUGGCUGCCCAGAUCCUGUCAUGGAAACUGUGACCCAACCCAGCAGGAAGCUGGGGGAGGAGAGACCGUGGUGACUUUUGAGGACCGAGCCAGACAUAGGCAGAGCCAGAGGCGCAGCCGCCAUCGCCGUGUCAGGACUGAGGGCAAGGAGUCUGCCUCCGUGUCCCGGAGCAGGUCUGCCAGCCAGGAGCGGAGUCUGGAUGAAGGGGUGUCCAUUGAGGGAGAGAAAGAACAUGAACCUCAGGGCAGCCACAGAAGCAAGGAGCCGACCAUCCAUGAAGAGGAAAGAACUCAGGACUUAAGGAGGACCAACAGUCUGAUGGUACCCAGGGGCUCUGGACUCGUAGGAGCUCUUGAUGAGGCAGAAACUCCUCUAGUCCAGCCCCAGCCUGAGCUGGAAGUGGGGAAGGAUGCGGCAGAGCAGGAAGCUGAAGGCAGCAGCGAGCAAGCCCUGCUUGGGGACGUCCAGCUGGACGUGGGCCGGGGCAUUAGCCAGAGCGAGCCUGACCUCUCCUGCAUGACAGCCAACAUGGACAAGGCUACCACCGAGAGCACCAGCGUCACGGUCGCCAUCCCUGAUGUUGACCCCUUGGUGGAUUCAACAGUGGUGCACAUUAGCAACAAGACUGAUGGAGAAGCCAGUCCCUUGAAGGAGGCAGAGACCAAAGAGGAAGAAGAAGAGGUGGAGAAGAAAAAGAAGAAGGAGAAGCGAGAGACUGGCAAAGCCAUGGUGCCCCAUAGCUCUAUGUUCAUCUUCAGCACCACUAACCCGAUCCGCAGGGCCUGCCACUACAUUGUGAACCUUCGCUACUUUGAGAUGUGCAUCCUCCUGGUGAUUGCGGCCAGCAGCAUUGCCCUGGCAGCCGAGGACCCUGUCCUGACCAAUUCGGAGCGCAAUAAAGUCCUGAGAUAUUUCGACUAUGUCUUCACGGGCGUGUUUACCUUUGAGAUGGUUAUAAAGAUGAUAGACCAAGGCUUGAUCCUGCAGGAUGGAUCCUACUUCCGAGACCUCUGGAACAUCCUGGACUUUGUGGUAGUGGUUGGUGCGUUGGUAGCCUUUGCUCUGGCGAACGCAUUGGGAACCAACAAGGGGCGGGACAUCAAGACUAUCAAGUCUCUGAGGGUACUCCGAGUUCUGCGACCACUGAAAACCAUCAAGCGCUUGCCCAAGCUGAAGGCUGUGUUUGACUGUGUGGUGACCUCCCUGAAGAACGUCUUCAACAUACUCAUUGUCUACAAACUCUUCAUGUUUAUCUUUGCUGUCAUCGCCGUCCAGCUGUUCAAAGGGAAGUUCUUCUAUUGCACCGACAGCUCGAAGGACACAGAGAAGGAGUGCAUAGGCAACUAUGUAGAUCAUGAGAAAAAUAAGAUGGAGGUAAAGGGCCGGGAAUGGAAGCGUCAUGAGUUCCACUACGACAACAUCAUCUGGGCCCUGCUGACCCUCUUCACUGUCUCCACAGGGGAAGGGUGGCCUCAGGUCCUGCAGCAUUCUGUAGACGUGACAGAGGAAGACAGAGGCCCAAGCCGCAGCAACCGCAUGGAGAUGUCCAUCUUUUAUGUGGUCUACUUUGUGGUGUUCCCUUUCUUCUUUGUCAAUAUCUUCGUAGCUCUCAUCAUCAUCACCUUCCAGGAGCAAGGGGAUAAGAUGAUGGAGGAGUGUAGCCUGGAAAAGAACGAGCGGGCAUGCAUUGACUUCGCCAUUAGUGCCAAACCCCUCACCCGCUACAUGCCGCAGAACAGACACACCUUCCAGUACCGCGUCUGGCACUUUGUGGUUUCUCCAUCCUUUGAGUAUACCAUCAUGGCCAUGAUCGCCUUGAACACUGUCGUGCUGAUGAUGAAGUACUAUUCUGCUCCUUGCACCUAUGAACUUGCCCUAAAGUACCUGAACAUUGCCUUCACCAUGGUGUUCUCCCUGGAAUGUGUCCUAAAGGUCAUCGCUUUUGGCUUCCUGAACUAUUUCCGAGAUACCUGGAACAUCUUUGACUUCAUCACAGUGAUUGGCAGUAUCACAGAAAUUAUUCUGACAGACAGCAAGCUGGUGAACACCAGUGGCUUCAAUAUGAGCUUUCUGAAGCUCUUCCGAGCUGCGCGCCUCAUAAAGCUUUUGCGUCAGGGCUACACCAUUCGCAUCUUACUGUGGACCUUUGUGCAGUCCUUUAAGGCUCUCCCCUAUGUCUGCCUUCUGAUCGCCAUGCUUUUCUUCAUCUAUGCCAUCAUUGGGAUGCAGGUAUUUGGAAACAUAAAGUUAGAUGAGGAGAGUCACAUCAACCGGCACAACAACUUCCGGAGUUUCUUCGGGUCCCUCAUGCUGCUCUUCAGGAGUGCCACGGGGGAGGCUUGGCAGGAGAUAAUGCUGUCGUGUCUCGGCGAGAAGGGCUGUGAGCCUGAUACCACCGCACCCUCAGGGCAGAACGAAAGCGAGCGCUGUGGCACUGACCUGGCCUAUGUGUACUUUGUCUCCUUCAUCUUCUUCUGCUCCUUCCUGAUGCUCAACCUGUUCGUGGCUGUCAUCAUGGAUAACUUUGAGUACCUGACUCGAGAUUCCUCUAUCCUAGGGCCUCACCACUUGGAUGAGUUUGUCCGUGUCUGGGCAGAAUAUGACAGAGCAGCAUGUGGCCGCAUCCAUUACACUGAGAUGUAUGAAAUGCUGACUCUCAUGUCACCACCGCUAGGCCUCGGCAAGAGAUGUCCCUCCAAAGUGGCCUAUAAGAGGUUGGUCCUGAUGAACAUGCCAGUGGCUGAGGACAUGACAGUCCACUUUACCUCCACACUUAUGGCUCUGAUCCGGACAGCUCUGGACAUCAAAAUCGCCAAAGGUGGUGCAGACAGACAGCAGCUAGACUCGGAGCUACAAAAAGAAACUCUGGCCAUUUGGCCUCACCUGUCCCAGAAGAUGCUGGAUCUGCUUGUGCCCAUGCCCAAAGCUUCUGACCUAACAGUGGGCAAAAUCUAUGCAGCAAUGAUGAUCAUGGACUACUAUAAACAGAGCAAGGUGAAGAAACAGAGACAGCAGCUGGAAGAACAGAAAAAUGCACCCAUGUUUCAGCGCAUGGAGCCCUCAUCACUGCCGCAGGAGAUCAUUGCUAAUGCCAAAGCGCUGCCUUAUCUCCAGCAGGACCCUGGUUCAGGCCUGGGUGGUCGGAGUGGAUACCCUUCCAUGAGUCCACUCUCCCCGCAAGAAAUAUUCCAGUUGGCUUGUAUGGACCCUGCUGAUGAUGGACAAUUCCAGGAACAGCAAUCUCUGGAGCCAGAGGUUAGUGAAUUAAAAAGUGUGCAGUCCUCUAGCCAUGGCAUCUACCUUCCUUCGGACACCCAGAAGCAUGCGGGAUCUGGGAGGGCAUCCUCUAUGCCACGACUGACUAUGGACCCCCAGGUGGUAACAGACCCUAGUUCUAUGCGACGUUCAUUUUCUACAAUUCGGGAUAAGCGUUCAAAUUCUUCAUGGUUGGAGGAGUUCUCCAUGGAGCGUAGCAGUGAAAAUACCUACAAAUCACGGCGCAGAAGCUACCAUUCCUCCCUGAGGCUGUCAGCCCACCGCCUGAAUUCUGACUCUGGCCACAAGUCGGACACUCACCGUUCGGGAGGCAGGGAAAGAGGCCGAUCCAAAGAGAGAAAGCAUCUUCUCUCCCCUGACGUCUCCCGCUGCAAUUCUGAGGAGCGAGGGACCCAGGCUGACUGGGAAUCCCCAGAACGUCGCCAGUCCAGGUCACCCAGCGAGGGAAGAUCACAGACCCCCAACAGACAGGGCACUGGUUCCCUGAGCGAGAGCUCCAUUCCCUCCAUCUCCGACACCAGCACCCCAAGACGAAGUCGUCGCCAGCUCCCACCUGUGCCACCAAAGCCUCGGCCCCUCCUCUCCUACAGCUCCCUGAUGAGACACACCGGGGCCAUCUCUCCACCUCCUGAUGGAAGUGAGGGUGGUUCCCCGCUGGCCUCUCAAGCCCUGGAGAGCAACAGCGCUUGCCUGACCGAGUCUUCCAAUUCCUUGCACCCCCAGCAGGGCCAGCACUCUUCCCCUCAGCACUACAUCUCCGAGCCCUAUCUGGCCCUCCACGAAGACUCCCACGCCUCAGACUGUGGCGAGGAGGAGACACUCACCUUUGAGGCAGCCGUGGCUACUAGCUUGGGCCGCUCCAACACCAUCGGCUCCGCCCCACCCCUGCGGCACAGCUGGCAGAUGCCUAACGGGCACUAUCGGCGGCGGAGGCGUGGGGGGCCUGGGCCAGGCAUGAUGUGUGGAGCUGUCAGUGACCUCCUGAGUGACACGGAAGAAGAUGAUAAGUGCUAGAGGCUGCCAUCCCCUCCGAUGCAUGCUCUUCUCUCACAGGGAGAAAACCAAGACCAAAUUGGGAAGCCAGUGCGGCCCGGGGGGGAGGAAGAGGGAGAAGGAAGAUGAAGGACGCCAUGCAUCCUCUGAAAAGAGGAAGUAAAAGACAGAUGGAAAACCAGUCAAACCCACCAAUUUGCAUUAUUUCCCUUUGCAAGAUGGGCACUGCCAUAGUCCUGCCUCUUUGCUGGGGAAAGAAAAUACAGGGAUGUGGGGGGUUAUUCCCAUAGGAGAAGGGACACAAAGGUGGCUUGGCUUCCCUUGCCCCUUCCCACUUUUCUGUGAGCUGCAGCAGGAUCUGGCUGCCCUGUGUCUAAGCUCAUUGCCCUGAGCAGCUGGGAAGACUUCCUGGCAUCUCACCGCGGGAAGAGUGGAGACAGUAGAAGAAUCUCUGUGCCAGUUCUUGCGCUUUAGCUGCCCCCAGGGCAGCUCCAGCAGCAUCUCAUGCAUUGUUCUUGGGGCUUGCUUCCCCCAAAGAGACACACGCUAAGUCUAGAGCGCUGGAUGCUGAUGGGAGAAGGGAGGAAGGGAGGGAGGGAGAGAAGGGCCAGAGCAGAAGGGCCCAAGGUGCUGUGGCAACAGCAGCAAGGGCUGGUCUGGGUGAGAAAAGCCAUAGCACAGCAGCCCAUACCAUGAAGGUGAGGGCCAAAGAAACAGAAUUGGAGGUGCUGGUGGGUACGGUAGUAGACCCUGAGGUUUGUUACCCACAUAGUAGGUGCUGUGGUAGAUAGGCUAGAGACAGAGGUUCCCUAGGGCCCCAAAGGUGCCUGUAGCUCUGGUAAGGUAAUAUUAACUCCAAUAGCCAGGGCACCGACCCCAGUAGGGUUUAGCCACAGUGUGGGAACCCCAUGCAGUUCUCAGCCUUGGCCCUUUAGAUUCUAGUUAGAGGGGACCCCCAACGAUAGGGACAAGACAGAGAAGGAGACCUAAGGGACUCUAGCCAGACUCAGUUUUCCAACAAUCACAGGAGGAACUUGGUACUGGUGGCAGGGCUGUGACCACAGUGGGCUGGAGGCAGCAGGUCUCUGUCAAGCAGCAAGGCCACCGCUAAGCCAAGCCCAGAAUAGUCGAGUAUCAACAGCUAAAUGUUCUCUGCCAGUUCCCCAAGUGGACAGUGAACACAUAUCCAAGGAGACCCCUGUGUAGUGACUUCCAGAGAAUGGUCCCUAAGGAAGUCAUCUUGAGGACCCCUUGUGAGGAGAAACCCUUGGGCCUGAAGCUUGUAUGGCUGGUUUGGGGUUUGGAGAGUAAGUUGAUGAGGAUGCUUUAAGGUGAUUAGUAACCAUACCUCAGUUUUGACCUGGGCUGCUUUUAGUAAAAAUAGGCUCUGAUGGGGCACUGACUUUCUCUGAAUGUUCCCUGGGCCAGGGUUGGGCUUCAUCCCUUCCCCAGAGUAAAAGAUGGGUAGAAAACAGCCUCAGGCCACUUCCCCAAAGCAGAAGCACUGAGGGAAAAUAGGAGCCUUCCUUAGUCACUUCCAUAAGUGAUGGAUGCAGCAGAGAGCUCCAUUCUGUGGGACUCGUCACCCUUCGGCCUCUCUCCGGUAUCAUCAGAGCUAAACCGAUGCCUUGGAGCCGGGUGUUGGGCGGGACUGCCCUCUCUAGCUUCCUCACCCGACCCUCCCCAGUGAGACUCAAGGACUUCACACUGAACUCAGUGAAUCGGCUUUCCAUCCUCUUCCAGCCUCGGCAGAGUCCUUCGGGACUCUUGUGGAGGAGCGGCCCUUCUCUCUCAGCAGGAGCUUCUCCUCUGGGGUUUCCUUUCUAUCCUUCUGUCCCACUCUUCCUAGCCCUGGCCUGAGGCAGGCGCGGCAUCAGCUCUGAAAAGCCAAGUUCCCCCGUGUGAGCGUGUGGCGGCAGUCACCUGCCACAGUCCCACCUUCUCUUUAGCGUAUCGAUGGAGCUUCGCGAACCAUGGUCAGCCCCAAACCAAAGUGGUCCCAGGACAGGUGACCGAUGAGGCAGACGUAAGGCCUGCCGACUCUCAGAUCCUCUUCCGCCGCCAUCGCUUCACUUCCUCUCCCUCGCAGCACGUGUGUGCUCAGGGGCCGCUGAGAAUAUGAGCAUAAUCCUAAUAGAGGAGAUUGUUACAUAAGAAUAAUGCUGGGCCUUGUGUUGUUUUAAAGGUUUUCUUUGCUCAGCCUCAUUUCAUGCCAAAGUGCUGCUAUGGGCCUCCUUGUGUGCACAAAAUUGCUUUCCUCUACCUUGGACUUGCAGCUUUCCGUGGGAAAGCCUGCAACAGGAUGACCAUCCUGAGCCAGCAAGCCCGUUGGAUGGUGUCUGGAGAAAUUCGAUUGCGGAGAUAUGUCAUUGCCAUCCCUGUAGUGGGAGAACUGUGGGCUGCCAGCACAGUGAUCAGCUAUGGAAUUUGCCUGCAAAUAAUAACAUGAUCAUUAAACUUACUAUGCCUGAAUCUUCCCAUGCUCCCGAACUCCUUGAACACACAUGCAGGUGUGUGCGUAUGCGUGCACGCACUCACACACUAAAUGAAGCAUUUAAAGUUAUAAGUACUGUAGAUGUGGUCACUUGACUGACCACGUGGUUUUUUUUUUUUCCUAGCACUGAUGAAAUCAAGAACAUAUUAUUUAUUCAUCUUCCCUUGGGUUUCUUUUCGCUUGGACAACACUUACCCUUCAUUAAGACCAGAACAUAAAAGAAUUUUUGUUAAGCCACAAACUCAUUUAAUUGUCAUCUUUGCCUCCUGAUAAACUCAAAUGCCAACCCUCUCUUUUGUAGCCGACCAGGGCUUCCCUCCUAUGGACCAGAGUCUAACUCUUUCUACAAAAGAAAUCUGUUUUCUCAGAGUCCACGCUUCUCUUUGCAUCUUCUGGUAUAGAGCACGAUUAUUUGGGUGCAGAAAGUCUUCUUGCAGAAUUCUUUAGUCAAAUAUCUCAUCACCUUAGCAAAAACAUUGCCUUGAAACAAGAUAGGGAAGAUGAGAGGACAUUACAAGAAGAAAAGAAGCCAGGCAGGGAGGUACUGUAACUGCAAUUGUGUUUGGGGAAGCCUUUUUGCUUAAGGUUCCAGAGAGUUUGACACAUCCCAACCUUCCCAUCACAGGAGAGGACAGCAGGCUUCAUCAUGGUAGGCCGUUCAGGCCAUGGUGCCCUGUGUGUCAAGAGAAUCACCUGCCCAUGAAGGCAUGGCACCCUCUAGUAUCCACCAGGCGCCACAGGAGCCAUUAUGACAGUUUCCCACGGGAGGGGGCAUACCACACUAAUAUCUGAGAAAUCUAUUUUACAGCAAACCUCACGUCUUUCUUCCUGCUUGUUCCCCAUACUGGGGGCACCAAAGCCAGAUGUCACCAGAACCCCAGAUGUUCUGAAUGUGUUGCUUCCUUCACUGUGAGGCUCAGGCAAAGAUAUCCCAUAUUCCAGUCUCUGGUCAACAUCUCCCCUUCCCACCGGUAUCUAUGUCUCCACCACUACCACCACAGAUUCUAGGUGUGAACUGCAGUGUCCUCUGGUAUCCCCUUCCCAGUCUCUGUUUUGCUGCAUGUUAGCACAUCCUGAGAUGAUUAAAUCCAAGCUCAUAUGAUGGAUUAGCUGUCUCUGCCAUGCCGUUAGGGAAUUCACCUUCUAAUGAAGCAAUGUCUGGAGAUUGCUAGGUGAUCCUCGCCAGAUGAUCCUCAGACCAUUUCAAAGGAAGUGUAGUGUGCAUUCAAUGUCCAUGCACUUCAUGAAAGCUCACUAGAGAGAAAUCAGGUCUCUUUGGCAUCGAAGAACAAAGUAGUCAAGUAAUUUCAGUUUUUCAUUAUAUCUCUUUCUGAGGCCUGUAAGGUAUAUUUCAUUUAUGGGUAGAUUUUUUUUUAGGUGAGUGGAGCAGGGAGAAGUUGGGAACUUUGUUCCUCAGCUCAGUUAGACCAUUGGAAAAGUUAGGGACGACGAAAGGGAAUCAGACUGUCUCCUGGCAUGGCAAGAUUUUCUGAGACCUGAAAGAACUUCCACAGCCUUUCUAUUACAAAGUCUCUUGUUUGUUAUGUUUUGAAAUACCAGCCCCACGACCGGAGGCUAGUGAAGCAAAGCAGCCCAUUCCUCGGGGAGGACUCUUCACCCCGCCCGGCCUAUGGGUCCUUCCCUUCUGGUCCUGCGAGCAUUGUCUGCUGUCCAGGAGCAGCAGGGGAAUACUUUGAGGCAGGCAUGCAAGCAGAAGAGGAUCAGGGGGCCCCUGAAAAGUGGCCAGUCACAGCAUGAUGAAUUGACACUAGGCAAGAACCCCUAAGGAAUCCAGUUCAGAGGACUUCUCUUUAAAUAUCUCUAUAUAGCCUUCUUUUUUAAAAAAAAGCCAAACUUAACUUAGGGUUAUGACCUAACUGUCCAUGAGUGUGAUCAAAGGCAGCGCCAUGUGAUUCAGUGCUGUCUGCACCAAUCAUCUUUUGUAGCUUUUCAUUUCCAUCCAGAACAUCCUAGCCAGGUCUGUCCCAGAGCAGCAACUGAUACCUUCUCCACUGGCCAAAGACUGCUAAGGCAUUUUUUCAUCUACCACAGGUUACACCCAUAGUGCAGAGAUAUACUGCAUGGGAGGAAAGGUCAGGAAAAAAGUCUAUCUGCUUUCCAGCAGUCAUCUUUUCCUUUCCUUGAAUCUUUCUUGGUGUAUCCCCUCUUCCAUAACUGAUUUGGCCUAUGGUGUGUGUCUCCCAGAGAGGUCAUACCACACCAAGAAUUAACAAACUCACAGAUGUUCCAACCUAUCCCAAGGGCCUAGUUCACGUCAUCUCAUUUAAUGGGGACUCUCAGCAAAGUCUGGCAAGGUCUGCCCUGCUUCUAUUUUUAAUAGGUUUCUUUCCACCCACACACUCCUAUCAUGUAUUAGAGGGUUAGUGUCUUGACCCUCGAGAUGCAAAAAGAGACUUUGUGAUAAGCCAUGCUACUACUAUGUAAAUACUUCUUGAGUUUCAGUUUCUUGUUUAUGAAGCUUUGAAAAAAUUGGGUAGAUAAAGUAAAACGAAGUAUUGAGAUUAAUGCUUAUUUUUAUCUGUUUGGUAGUUUUUGUUUGAUUGAUUAUCUACGUAUUUUGUAACAGGCCCAUUCUAGAACAGCAAAGAAGGAUAAAUCUGUGUUCUGUAGUGUUACGAAUCUGCUCCUUUUCUACAAUUAAUUUCUGUCAAAUUAAUGCUAUGAUAAUUGAGUCAAAAAUCUGAAGUUACUGCCUCCUCCCAUCUGUAGUCCUGCCCCCAAAUCCUGUCUUGUUAAGUGGCCUUGAACUCUUGAUUCUGCAUAUUCUGCCUCUUCUCUUUCAAAGGUCUGAAAAUACAACAUACAUUUAUGAAAAAUCUGCUUUCCCCACCAAAUCAAUCAAAGUCAAGGAAACUAUAAGAUAGAGAUUUUUUUCAGAACAUCUUUAACCAAUAAAUACGAAAUGCAUUCCUCAAUGGGAAGAUAAUUUUAAAACAAUAUAGCAAUUUGAUAAAUGACUAUCCCAGGAAGCUAAAUAUAAUGAGUUCUACCCAGGCUUCACAACUCAUUUGUGCCUUCAGCAAGGAUAUUACAUCUAUUUUCAUUCCCUUGUUAGGAAAAUUGAAAUUCUGAUACUUGGCUAGUUCGCGCAUGUGUCGAGUGCUUGUAAGUUAAUAAUGCAUAAAGCACUUAAGUCUUCACAAGUCAAUCUGGAAAAAUCUUCACUCAUUUCACCCACUAAGGACUCGGGAAAUUCUUGGCGUUUCCCAUAAGCCUUUAGUCUUUUUAAGGAAACCUCCAUCUUAAUGGGAACUUAGACUAAGACUUGUUUUACUCUUGUCCUUCUAUUUUUCGUAUUUCCUUUUCAUGUUAGCACUCAGUUUUCUGAAAUCCAGGCUGUUUUCAUUAAUUAAGAACACUGAGUUUUCCUCCAACAAACUUCCUAGUGUUAUCUUCUCUUCGUGGCCACCUAAUUCAGAGAGCAAAUAACCAUGCACUAACACCUUUGCCUAGGCAUCUUCCCCAGCCUGGAUGAGAAAUCUGAGUGAAUCUUAUCUCUCUCUCCCUCUCUCUCUCUUUUUUUUUCCUGCAAAUUUUCCAGAGAAAAGAAUAUAUUCUGUGAAGGAAACAUUUGAACUUGGGCCAAAUAGUUCCACUACUUCCUCUUUGGAUCCCUCAGAUGAUGUCCCCCAUACUCAGACAGAGACGUCAUCUCCCGUGUCUAACUUGGACCUGAUUUGCUGACCCGGUUGUUUUUUUGUUGUUGUUGUUGUGGUGGUGGUUGUUUUUUUUCAGCAUUUUGAUUUCUUCUAGGCAAUGGCCUAUAUUGCCCAAGAACCAAUGCUCAAAGCAGGUCUAUCCAGGAUAUUUAUGAGAUGAGCAAGGAAAACACUUUAACGUGUCCAAGUGCCAUUAAUUUUUUAAAAUAACGGUGAUAUGAAAUGAGGGCUAAAUAAUGUAAUCUAACUGCCAAUUAAAGUACACAGUAGUUCUGGUCUUCGUUACAUUUGAUCUGAAGUUACAGACCAUUAGGCAGAAUCCAGCGGGUUUAGUGAAAACAUAGGCAUUGUGUUGUAAUCGCUGUACUAGGGGCGUACACUUAGUCAGCAGGUUGAACUUCAGUCAGUGUUUUUCUAUCCUGGUGUUUUGUGAACAUUCCAAAAUUUCUACAAAGCCACCCUAAGUGCUGCAAUUGCAGAGGAACUUCCCUUUUUGUAACUUUAGAAGGCAGGCCAAGUCCACUCACACUGAGUCCAAGAUUUGGAAUCCACCCAAAAAAAAAAAAAAAACCAGCAGAGGAGAAAUAUUUAAUACGCCAAGUAUGUGUGAUGUUUCAUACCUGGGAUGAGUGAGUACAGAGAGAGACAUGCGACUGAACAAAGACGAUGUUGAUCUGCAGACAGGACAGAGUCCCAGAAGAGGACAGGUUUAAAGGUGUUUGACUUUGGAUCCUACUUUUUACUUAGAUUUGGGGUAAACUCUUUAGCAUGAUAUUGGAUUCAGAGGGGUUGCUUUUGAUAAACUGAUUAGAAUCCUCGGGAUUAGUAGAUUCUGGACUGGGCAAAUGAAGGAAAAAGCAGCCCAAAGACAAUCUAUAACUUCAGUAACUCAUAUAGUAAUGUCAGUUUUGCAGAGGAUGUAUAUUACCCUCCCUAGUGGCAUAUUGCAAUAGGAGGGGGAAAGAGACUAUGUCUGGGGCAGGAGGUGUUUUAUCAGGACAGAUUUCAAAUGGCCAGGUGCACUGGUACUGACCUCAAAGGCCAGCAUUGUGAGAAGGGGGUGACACAGGGUCUAGGUCAUCCCCUCUGUCCUUCGGGACACGAGGAUAGGCCUUGAUUUGAUCUUAGAUGAUGAGCACGUAGGAUGGGAGCAAGAGGGAAAAUGGGCACUCUGCCUCAGGUUGUAAAGAACGCUGCCACCCACAUUUUCAGACAUCUGUGAGCCACACCCAUGAGACGCCCCGCUAAGGGGCAGCAUUCCCUGGGGUGUAUCAGCCUGACACUCAUGCAGCAGUGGGGAUGGAACAGCAGGCAAAGCUGGCCCACCCAGAGUAGCGGUACGUCUCACCUAACGCCGGAGCUCAGCAGUGCAUGUUGGUCAGGUGGACAUCCUGUAAUAUAAACGCUCGUUUGGAUCCAAAGGGAAAACCAUUAAAAAUAAAAGAAAGAUGAACAACUUUAUUGUUGGGGGGGUGGUC
This is a messenger RNA of Chionomys nivalis (European snow vole), 15456 nucleotides long. RefSeq names its product calcium voltage-gated channel subunit alpha1 E (gene Cacna1e). The record is from RefSeq and is a predicted model, not a curated record. Gene Ontology annotation, cellular component: neuronal cell body; voltage-gated calcium channel complex; membrane. NCBI's taxonomy places the organism in Eukaryota, Metazoa, Chordata, Mammalia, Rodentia, Cricetidae. Gene Ontology annotation, biological process: chemical synaptic transmission; calcium ion import across plasma membrane. Bases 449 to 7825 code for a protein of 2458 amino acids. Gene Ontology annotation, molecular function: calcium ion binding; high voltage-gated calcium channel activity. The transcript is spliced from 50 exons.